Diprion similis is the source of this 1310-nucleotide messenger RNA. RefSeq names its product LIM domain only protein 3-like. The coding region runs from base 298 to 1050 and encodes 250 amino acids. The transcript has 7 exons. NCBI's taxonomy places the organism in Eukaryota, Metazoa, Arthropoda, Insecta, Hymenoptera, Diprionidae. Gene Ontology annotation, molecular function: transcription coactivator activity; DNA-binding transcription factor binding. The record is from RefSeq and is a predicted model, not a curated record. Gene Ontology annotation, cellular component: nucleus. Gene Ontology annotation, biological process: positive regulation of transcription by RNA polymerase II.
UGUGGAUGUUUCAUUUUAUCGUUUUUUAACAUACAGUGGUGGUACGCGGCGCGGAUGGUUCGGUGAACGUCGAGACGUUCGAUUCGAUCAGAUGCUGCCUCUUCGAGCCGGACUAUCCACUUCGGAUUUUCAUCCCCUUCUGCGUCUCGCUGCCGUUGUCUCUGAUGCCGACGCGGCCAUCACGUCAGCAGAACACAACUGAUUACUUUUUGAUGGGGCUAAACACCGACCUCUCCAGGAGAAGCGAGAACUAUAACUGAGUCUACACUGGCCGAAAGUGGUAUAGUUCAGAUCACGAUGACGAUGGAUGUGAGCAAGUCGGAGACUAAUAAAAAUGGCUCCACGCAGCAGGAAUGUGCCGGGUGUGGGAAAACUAUUACGGAAAGGUAUCUACUCAAGGCCUUGGACCUGUUCUGGCAUGAAGAUUGCCUGAAAUGUGGAUGCUGCGACUGUCGUCUGGGUGAAGUUGGCUCCACCUUAUACACGAAAGCGAACCUCAUACUCUGCAAAAGAGAUUACCUCAGGCUCUUCGGUAACACUGGAUACUGUGCAGCUUGCAGCAAGGUCAUACCGGCCUUCGAGAUGGUGAUGAGAGCCAGGGCGAAUGUUUAUCAUUUGGAGUGCUUCGCAUGCCAGCAGUGCAACCACCGAUUUUGCGUCGGGGACAGAUUUUACCUCUGCGACAAUAAAAUCCUCUGCGAGUACGACUACGAGGAGAGGCUCGUCUUCGCGAAUAUGGCGCUUCACCCUCCCGCCUCGCUCGCACACAUAAAAAGACAGCUACCCCCGACCCCGACACCCUCUGGACAGAACAUGCACCCCAGUCACAGUCCGAUGCAGCAUCCCCAUCAGCCGCCGGGGCCCAUGGCCCAGGCGAUUGGACAGCAUAACCACAUCUCGAACGGGCAGAUAUCCGGAGGUCCACCGAACAUGAAUGGGACCAUAGGCGGGCCGAGGGGACCGGGUGACAUGAACAAUAACGGUCUGUCAGGGCCAGGAAUCGGCUCUGUAAAACCUCCGCCAAUGUCGAUGCCGGCGCCGACGAGCUGAGACGAGGCUGCACCGCCGAUGAAAAAGCUAAGGUGUCUCGACGGCUAUUGAAACGAUCCUGGGUCUACCGACCUCAGACUUUCCUACGGGGAGUCGGAAAAAUCUAUGCCCCAAAAAAUGGGCCCCGACAUUACGGGCCUAAAUACAGUGUUCGAAAUUCUAAUGUGAGAGGCAGCAGCCCGCAAAAAGCGAUCGACAAGCUUUCAAAGGAUUUUCACUUUUAACGCGUGUGAAGAAAAUGACGUUUAUUUUGAUUUUUU